Molecule: messenger RNA, 298 nt
Organism: Malurus melanocephalus (red-backed fairy wren)
Lineage: Eukaryota; Metazoa; Chordata; Aves; Passeriformes; Maluridae
Product: Fanconi anemia group M protein-like
Exons: 3
Biological process (GO): double-strand break repair via synthesis-dependent strand annealing; replication fork reversal; interstrand cross-link repair
Molecular function (GO): four-way junction helicase activity; 3'-5' DNA helicase activity; four-way junction DNA binding
Source: RefSeq, a predicted model, not a curated record
GUGCUGGAAGUGUUCGCUGUCCGCCUGAUGAGGGUUCUGGAAGCGUUCACCAGUCGCCUGAUGAGGGUGGGAGUUUUAUCCAGGAGRGAUAUUCCCAACCUGACCAAGUACCAGAUCAUCCUGGCAAGGGAUCAGUACAGGAAAAACCCCUCUGGCCAACAUGCAGGAAUCCACCAAGGCAUCAUUGAAGGAGAUUUUGCCCUGUGUAUCAGUCUGUACCACGGCUACGAGCUGCUGCUGCAGAUGGGAAUCCGCUCCUUGUUCAUCUACCUUUGGGGGAUCAUGGAUGGAGCCAAAG